CAAUAAUUGCCCAAGAAAAGUAGCUUUACCCAUACUGAACGACACAUUAUGGACGCCUUCUUAGCACCGUCCUCGCCGCCACAGGACAGUGGCUAUGGGCCGUCUGGGUCACGAUCCCGAAGAACCGGCCAGACCUCAUCUGAAGAGUCUGGGCCUCUGGUUCCCGUAGUGUCCACGAGAUACCGCGUUGCAUACCCUGACCUUCGUCCAUGCCCCGUUGAGUGUUUGCUAGGCCCUGAUCCCGAGAUUUUCGUCCGUCAUGGACAAGAUAUCCGAGAUGGUGCCAACACUAUUCUUGCUGAGCACGGUCUGCUAGACGGCCCUCGCUGCUUUGCUGAGACCAACAUGGAACAAAUAGAAGGUCGCCCGGGUACUGAAGAGCCUACGGUCACAAUCGUCCUUCCAUGGUUACCCGAUUCCAAGGCAAAAUGGACUUCGGCGGUGCAGGCUAUUGCUAUUCGCAACAAAGAACUUCUGCAAGACACCGAGUUCGAGGAUACUCCUCCUCGUAUCGAAAUCACGGCACCCGAGAUUGUAGGGCCUAUCUACCUGGGUGUGGUGGACGAUCGACCCUAUCUUCUUCAACAUUGGGAUCACAUCAAGAGAGUUGUCCAUGAGCGUCUCAAUACAUUUGAUGCAACACGCCACUUCGUCACGUCCGUUAUCCUAUUGCGACAUGGCCUUUCACCCAACACUGCUACCAACCCUAUCACGGUCUAUAUAUCGGUUGACCGCAGAUCAGAUGAGAAGCAAUGGGAUUCGAUUCUGACCAACAUCGAGAACUCGCUCAAGGCCCUUGGAUGGACCGAUAUUCGUGUCCAUCUUGAGCACAACUCACCAUGUCUUCUCCAAUUCCAACUGCUAGAUCCCAAGGGUGAACGCGGCGAGAUUUUGAGCAAGAUUUCCAAGAAUAACCUGGUCAUCCAUGGAGAAUACCAUGACAAUGUCAACCUUGGUGAUGAUGUUUCCAUCUCUCAGUACGUUGACCGCGAUGAUGGUGAAACCUGCAACCCUCCAUGCGGUACCCUGGGUUGCUACCUUGAGAUCAAGACUAAGACGAACCCGCAAUGGACCAAGGUUGGCCUCACCAACUACCACAAUGUCCGACCUGGCUUUCAAGGCUGGACGAUCAAGGAAGUCGAUGGAGGUUCCAUCAUAGGCCCUCCAUCAUCCAACAGUCAACUCCUCAAGGUGGAUCAGAAUGGUUGGCUGCCCGGCACAGUCGGUGAUCCAACUCCCUUUGAAAGCCCUUCUCGAAUCAAGCACAACUUCACGGUAUGGGAUCUCAAUCAAAGGAUCCAGGACGCCAAAGACACAGUGCAAGAGGAUCCCUCCGAGGGAAAUGUGAAGGACCUUGCAGAUCUAGAAGGAGAAUUGAAAAGGAAGAUUGACUUUUUCAAUCAGAACAAUCAGGCAUUGGGCCCUGUAAUUGCUGCUUCCGGCUAUGGGCGAAGGUCUGUCAACAACCACAGACUUGACUGGGCAUUGAUACAAGUUCCAGAGCAUCGACAAGGGUCCAACCGUUUGCCCCAGAAGGGGGAGUGGACUAAAUACAACCACCAUUCUUUGUACCGUCCCAAUGCCAAGACAUACGGCCAACCGUUGAAGACCCAAGGACGGUCCAUGCUACCUCUCGAGAAUCGACCCAGUCAUCUACCUUCUGUCGCCAAUGUCUGGAAGCUUGGCACUACAACCAGACUCACUGCCGGCAAGUUUAGUCGCUUCAAGAACGAUGUCAAGCUCAUUGAGGAGAAUCAUAUGUCACAGACGAUAUCGAAUGAGUAUUGCUUUGUGUACACCCACCGUCUCAAUGACCCUCCGUUCUCUGGGCAUGGCGACUCUGGCGCGUCCGUCUUUGACGAGAAGGGAUGCAUUGUUGGCUUGUUGUUUAGAGGACAAGUGCCUAACAAAGCAGGUCAAGGUGGAAAUGGAGUAACCUUUGUCACGCCCAUCGAGGAUGUCUUUUCAGAUAUCAAGAAGCUCACCAAGGGUGAAAUCACUCACAUCCGUGUUGCAGCUGAGAACUAGGUGUCAUAUACGAGUCGUGGCGUUCCUAAGCACCACCACAAAGUUCCUCCAAAAAUAGGACACAGGAGCCAUAGUAUGUUGAGCUAGCGAUGGCUGGUUCGUUCUUAUCGGGAUCACAUGAAGACAAGCAAGAGACAAAUUUGGCGCUGCCGUCGUCCGCGCGUAUGCAUGUUGCGUACGUUCGGGUCUUGUAAUCACCGGGACUGCUUUCGUAGGUUUGGUCGAGACAGGCGUCGCAUGAGUCUGUUUGGUAGGGCUCCGAAGACCGGGUUGGAGGCUUGGACGGCUGUGAGAAGGCCGAUGGCCAGCAAGAUAAUAGCUAAUCGAAAAGGUUUUUGACAAUAAAUUGAACUCUUGAUACUUAUUGUAGUGUCUCAGCGGG
Messenger RNA from Fusarium odoratissimum NRRL 54006, 2410 nucleotides. RefSeq lists its product as uncharacterized. NCBI's taxonomy places the organism in Eukaryota, Fungi, Ascomycota, Sordariomycetes, Hypocreales, Nectriaceae. Bases 49 to 2028 code for a protein of 659 amino acids. The record is from RefSeq and is a predicted model, not a curated record. The transcript has 2 exons.